AUGCUAAGGUCUCUUCAUGUAGCACGGUCGUCACUGCGACAUUCCCAAAGCUUGCGUCAAUUGUCAUUCAUGUCUCAGUGUCAUCGGUCGUCAUUCCCGAGACAUAGAUCGCUCUUUUUACCACCGCCUCAGCCUUUGCUUCGAUGGUUCGCGAUGGUUGUUCCAAAUGAUACAGAAGCUAACAAGAAGAAUGAUUUACGUAAAAGGAAGGACAAGGACAAGAAACCAUUUUUAAUCAAGGUUGUUGAACCCAUAUAUCCUUUGCCUAAGCCACGGACGGAUGUUAAUAAGGCCUAUUUCCCGGGAAAAGUGUCCCGCUCGACGUCACAGGAUGUGGUAUUCCGAGCCAUGGCGGGGAACACAGCCAUUACAGUCCUUAAGGUACUAGCGUGGCUAAAGACUGGCUCCAAUGCUAUGCUUUCAGAGGCUAUUCACUCGCUCGUGGACACCGGCAAUCAGGCUAUCCUUAUCUUGGGUCUGAAGCAAGCGUCAGGUGUACCGGACAAGAAACAUCAGUACGGAUACGGACGCGCUGCUUACUUUUGGUCGCUCAUCUCUGCAUUGGGCAUUUUCUGGUUAGGCUCCGGUGUGACUGUUGUUCACGGGAUCCAGUCGAUCCUAGAGCCUCCAAAAGAGCUCACACUGUCAUGGGAGAUCUGGUGCGUGCUUGCGGCUUCUUUCAGCAUCGACGGAUGGGUGCUUAAGCGGUCAGUACAGGAACUACUGGCCACCAAACCCAAGAACAUGUCGUUUUAUCAGCAUGUGAAGCGGACGAAAGACCCGUUUAUGAUGGCUGUUCUGCUCGAGGAUCUCUCGGCCUGUGUGGGUGUUAUUAUUGCUGGAUGCGGCAUCGGGGCCAGCCAUAUUACCGGCAACACGCUGUGGGAUAGCCUUGCAAGUGUUUCUAUUGGUGUGCUUCUUGGUGGUGUUGCAGUAUCACUAAUCCGUCUGAACCAAAAGUAUCUAUUGGGUCAGUCAGUGGAGCCAGAAAUUGAGAAUGGUAUCCGUGAGUUGUUGCUGGCACGUCCGUCCAUUGACAACGUGUAUGCUGUCCAGUCACAGUGGGUUGGACCAUCGACAUUUAGCUUCAAGGCUGAAGUGGACUUUGAUGGAACGUACUUGGCAGCAAGACUAUUACGAAUGUACAAGCCGGUAUUUUUGGAAACAAAGGAUUUGGAAAAUGAUCUAUCACUCAUUCUAUCCUGGUACGCAGAGGAUGUGACCCGUCUUGUAGAGAAGGAGGUGCAAGAGGUCGAAGAGGUGAUUCGUAGCAUUUACCCUGAGGCCGCCUUCAUCGAGCUGGAACCUGAUAGUAAAGAGUCAGAGAUGCAAGCCGUGCUAAGUAUGCAGACGAAGUCCUCCCGUACUAGUGAGCGAGAAGCUAUGACACGAGCACUAGCCCUCCUUGCACGGACAUUAGAGCGCAAGACAACAGACGGUGAUCGUCCUGCUACUACUACCAGCGCACAAAGUUAA
Molecule: messenger RNA, 1476 nt
Organism: Peronospora farinosa
Lineage: Eukaryota; Oomycota; Peronosporomycetes; Peronosporales; Peronosporaceae
Source: the annotation of a GenBank genome assembly